AUGGCUGAGCUGCUGUAUUCUUUACAGGUCGGCGAUGAGAAUGCUGCUUUGGGUUACGUCCACGAUAUUAUAUCUGAAGCCAGCCAGCAAGGCAUCCUUGGAAGUAUUUUGGGACGUUCUGACACAGCCGAAAACAAUGACAAUCUGUCUUGGAUGGCGGCUAUUUUAUGGAAGGCCACCUGGUUAAACAUGCCUGUCAGUCUUCUUCUAGAAAACAAGACGCCAGCCGAUAUCCUAGACAAUAUCGUAUCCCGCUUCCCCUCUCAAUUGUAUCUAGCAUCAUAUCUUGGUCACACCAGCGUUGUUUGUCUCUUGUUGCAGCACGGGACAAAUAUCGGCGUUCUUCGCGAAGGAAAGUACGGGGUGUGCUGGGUAGCGGCUGCUAGAGGACACGCAAAUGGUGUGCGCGCUUUGGUGGAGAGCAACCGUGAAUUGCUAGAAAAGGAAGCACCAGAGACUCCUCUCUACGCUGCCUCAUUCCAUGGCUGUUGGAAAGCUAUCAAGACUCUCAUCAGCUUGAAAGCGACUCCCGAUUUACGUAAAGACAAGCUCGAUUGA
Penicillium vulpinum is the source of this 558-nucleotide messenger RNA. Its product is annotated as ankyrin repeat domain-containing protein. The record is from RefSeq and is a predicted model, not a curated record. Gene Ontology annotation, molecular function: protein binding. The transcript has a single exon. Lineage: Eukaryota; Fungi; Ascomycota; Eurotiomycetes; Eurotiales; Aspergillaceae. Bases 1 to 558 code for a protein of 185 amino acids.